UGAUCAGCAUCGUGUUUGAUCUAUUCUCUGUUUACGAAUUCGCAAGAAGAAUUCGUAAAAGUUUUUAAGAGUAUCCGUACGAAUUCGAUAAAGUUCGCCUCAAUUCGGUACGAAUUCGCAAAAUAAGUGUAAAACGCGAAUUGUUGUACGCGAAUCAUUUUUACGCUUAAAAGCUGCGAUUCGUCAAUUCGUCUUUAGACACUUUGUCCACACAUCUCUGUUCAGAUGCAAUUCUUUACUGUUCCUUUCAGACAACAGAAUCAUCCUCAUCGCCGGACAGUGAUCAGUUAGAAAAAGGAAAACAGCAACGUGUUUCGGUUAAUGUAUUAGAUAUAAUGGAUGUUAAAGAUUACGAUACACUUGAUCCAUUAGCACUUCCUUCAACAAUUUCAACAGCCUUAACAAAUCUACGAUAUCUGACACUCUCUGAUUUAUUCUUCGAUGAUUUCUUAUGUCUAUUUCCAAUAUUACAACAUGUUAUCACAAUAAAAAUUGUAGGAUUGUAUUGUAACAAUACUGAUUUAGAACAACUGCCCGAGAAACUAUCAAAAUGUACUAAUCUCUAUAUCUAUAUGGGUGCAUCCGAUGACGGAGCAACAUUUGAACAUGUCCACCAUAUACUGUCGUGUAUACCACAGUUGAAAAAGUUUAAAUAUGAAUGUUGGAGUAGUAAUGAAUAUUUUGUAAAUGGCAAAAGAUGGCAACAAAUAUUAAUUCCAUUGCAGAAUUUAUUACAUUUUGAAUUAGACGUUCAUUUUGCUCCGUAUAUCAAUUUUUUUACUCAACAAAUAUCGAAUGUUGCACAUCAAUUUAAAACAUUAUUUUGGAUGGAACGACAAACGAAAUUGAGAACAGAAACAAAUGAUGAAGGUUUUAAUUUAAAUGUUAAAUUUUGA
Messenger RNA from Didymodactylos carnosus, 896 nucleotides. NCBI's taxonomy places the organism in Eukaryota, Metazoa, Rotifera, Eurotatoria, Philodinida, Philodinidae. The record is from the annotation of a GenBank genome assembly.